Molecule: messenger RNA, 1476 nt
Organism: Lactuca sativa (garden lettuce)
Lineage: Eukaryota; Viridiplantae; Streptophyta; Magnoliopsida; Asterales; Asteraceae
Product: F-box protein At5g07610
Molecular function (GO): protein binding
Source: RefSeq, a predicted model, not a curated record
UUAAGAAACAAGCUACAUAGACCAAAUAUUUAAUGUACUACUACUACAUAUUAUUUGAUUUUCGAUGGAUAUUGUUGGUAAAAUCGAUGAUAAAUGUUACACUAUAUUCUAUUUUAUUUUAUUUUGAGUGUCCGUAUUUUUUGACAAAUUCAAAACAACAUCAAGAAAAUCUUGGCAAAGCUUCCGUUGAAAUCUGAUUUUCUGUUUACUAUAUAUCUGCUUCCGUUGCAACCUUUCACCAUGAAAACACACCUUAAAUACACAACUUCUUCAAGGCUAUCAAGUAUCAACCCACUCCAAAAAUGGUUAUCACCAGAUCCAAAAUGAAGAAACGGCAGAUGCAUUCUGGAGCUUUGAUCGGAUCCAACGAUGAUCUUUUAAUCGAAAUCCUUCUUCGGCUGCCUGUUGCCUCUGUUCUUCGAUUCAAAUCUGUAUCCAAACACUGGCGAUCCCUUUUGAGUCAACGACCUUUCACCCUCAUUUAUAAAAAUGGUUCGAUCUCUCGUGGCUUAUUUGUUCAAGAUUUCUAUGUUCCAUUUGAUGAUGAGAACAGAAACCCUCCUCCUUUUCAUAAUCUCGAUUUCUAUCCUGAUCCUCGUGGUAUUAGAAUCAUCCAAUCCUGUAAUGGAUUGCUGCUUUGUUGUAGCAUGCAUGGGAUCCAACGUGAUUUUAGAUAUUACGUAUUCAAUCCCACCACCAAACAAUUUGCUCUCAUUCCAUCAGUUCCUGGAGGUGGAAAUAUUCGUAGAACUAUCAGUUUUAUGGGUCUUGCAUUUCAUCAAACAGAUUGUCCUCACUACAAAGUUAUUUGCAUUCGCUACAUUAAGCGUGAUGAGGAUCGGUUUCAGAUUCAAAUCUACUCGUCUGAGACAGGGAAAUGGAAGAUUUCAGAUCAAUCUUUCUCUGCGCCUUAUUAUACGAGCUGCAGCUCUGGAGUUUAUUGGCAUCAAGCGAUUCACUGGGCUCAGUCCAGUGGUAAUCCGUCCUACUUUAAGCUCGACACCGAAGAGUUGCAAACGAUGCAAUCGUACUUUACUAUCGACACAAAGAAUUUUAUUGGAGAAAAGUCUCUUUACUUUGGGGAGUCACGAGGCUGUCUGCAUUUGGUGAACAGGGUCCAUCGCAUUCGCAGAGAGAGCCGUUUACAGCUGAAUGUGUACGAGAUGUUGAACCAUCAUUCCGGGUGGUUCCUCAAAUAUAGAGUGAAGCUUGAUGAGCUUCUGAAUGCAAGAAACCUAGCUCCGUCGUUCCUUGAUCAAUACUUCAUUCAAGUCUUCGAUGUGGUGAGGGGUGAAGAAGAAGAAGAUGAAACCUUCUUCAUCGUGAUCCAAACUCCGGGGAGGAUCAUAAGGUACGAUUUUCACGAAAAGAGUUUCAAGCUGAUACUUGAUCAUAGCACUGGACCACUCUGGCACCGGGGAGCUCAUCGUUAUAUUGAAACCAUAGUUUCUCUCUAAAACCUCGGAUCUGUGUGUA